AUGAUCGUGUCCAACGUGAGCCUUGGGGCGGACCGCGGCGCGGAGGCGUCCCGCUCCCUCACCCCGACGGGGCACCUGGUGGUGGCGGUGUGCCUCGGCGUCAUCGGCACUUUGGGCUUCCUCAGCAACUUCCUGGUGGUCACCUUGUUCUGCCGGUACCGGACGCUGCGCUCGCCCAUCAACUGCCUGCUGGUGAGCAUAUCGGUGAGCGACCUGCUGGUCAGCCUGCUGGGGACGCCGUUCAGCUUCGCGGCCAGCACGCAGGGACGGUGGCUGAUCGGACACGCGGGGUGCAUCUGGUACGGCUUCGUUAACGCCUGCCUGGGCAUCGUCUCUCUCAUCUCCCUGGCCGUGUUGUCCUAUGAGCGCUACUGCACCAUGCUGGGGCCCACCACGGCUGACAACAGGAGCUACGGCCCUGCUCUCGGGGGCGUGUGCUUCUCCUGGGUCUAUUCGCUGGUCUGGACCGUCCCCCCACUGCUGGGCUGGAGCAGUUAUGGACCGGAGGGCCCCGGUACCACCUGCUCGGUUGACUGGAGCACCCACACACCCAACAACAUCUCCUACAUCAUCUGCCUCUUCACCUUCUGCCUGGUGCUGCCCUUCACCGUCAUCGUCUUCUGCUACGGGAGACUGCUGCAAGCCAUCAGACAGGUCAGUAGUGUGACCUCGGCAAUGUCGCGUCAUCGAGAGCAGCGGGUGUUGCUGAUGGUCGUCACCAUGGUGGUCUGCUACCUCGUUUGCUGGCUGCCCUACGGCGUGGCUGCCCUGCUCGCGACCUUUGGCCCCCAUGACCUUUUGACCCCGGAGGCCAGCAUCAUUCCCUCGCUGCUGGCCAAGUCCUCCACCGUCGUCAACCCCGUUAUCUACAUAUUCAUGAACAGACAGUUCUACAGGUGUUUCUGGGCGUUCCUAAGCUGUACCAAGUCCGUGCCAGGGUCCAGCUUCAAGACGUCGUCCCGGGCAGUCAUAACUCUCCGCACAAUACGCCAUGGAAACGGACGCCACAUGUCAGUUGCAGCCGCAUCCACAGCCCCGCCCACUCCAAACUCCGCCCACCGGCACUCAACGGAAGCCAAUCAUGUGGCCGUCUCCCAUUCAGCCCCGCCCCACCACUCGACCUCUUUCCACUCCCCUCCACCUGCCGACGCUCCCGUACCCAAAGUGACUCUGGUGGCACACUAUCGAGAAUAG
This is a messenger RNA of Lampris incognitus (smalleye Pacific opah), 1194 nucleotides long. RefSeq names its product teleost multiple tissue opsin b (gene tmtopsb). The coding region runs from base 1 to 1194 and encodes 397 amino acids. NCBI's taxonomy places the organism in Eukaryota, Metazoa, Chordata, Actinopteri, Lampriformes, Lampridae. Gene Ontology annotation, biological process: visual perception; G protein-coupled receptor signaling pathway. Gene Ontology annotation, cellular component: membrane; photoreceptor outer segment. The transcript has 4 exons. The record is from RefSeq and is a predicted model, not a curated record. Gene Ontology annotation, molecular function: G protein-coupled receptor activity.